AUGAACAUAAUAAAAAUGUAUAUUAUACUAAAAGUAAAUGGUAUGGAAGUGGAGUUUGUCCUAAUGAACUAGUUUUUAAAAGAAUGAGGUACGAAUAUGACGAUGUAACGGUUGACGCAACCAAUGUGAAAGGAGUUUACUCUGAUUUCAAACAUACCUUUAAGUUGACAGUUUCAAAAAAUGUAAUGACUGUGAAUUGUGUGAAAGGAAUUGUUGAUGCUCUAG
This is a messenger RNA of Racocetra persica, 225 nucleotides long. The record is from the annotation of a GenBank genome assembly. NCBI's taxonomy places the organism in Eukaryota, Fungi, Glomeromycota, Glomeromycetes, Diversisporales, Gigasporaceae.